This is a messenger RNA of Helianthus annuus (common sunflower), 1308 nucleotides long. RefSeq lists its product as uncharacterized. Gene Ontology annotation, molecular function: nucleic acid binding. The transcript has 2 exons. Lineage: Eukaryota; Viridiplantae; Streptophyta; Magnoliopsida; Asterales; Asteraceae. The record is from RefSeq and is a predicted model, not a curated record. The coding region runs from base 1 to 1308 and encodes 435 amino acids.
AUGAGGCAACGGAGAUGGUUGGAAUUGAUUAAAGAUUAUGACUGUGACAUUCUUUACCAUCCGGGUAAAGCUAAUGUUGUGGCGGAUGCACUUAGUCGGAAGGAAUACCCACCACCUAUUCGAGUGAAAUCAAUGAGAAUGAUAGUUACCCCAAACCUUCUUGAAACAAUACGUGAGGCGCAAGAUAAGUCCUUAAAUGUUGGUGAUCCGAAAGGUGAAAGAACGAAAGGGUUUGAAAAUGAAUUUGAAGUGAAUGCAAGUGGGUUAAGGACGAGGUUUGCACGGAUUUGGAUACCGCGACACUGUGAGGCGAAGACCUUAUUAUUGGAAGAAGCACACAAGUCCCGUUACUCGGUUCAUCCGGGGGCCACUAAAAUGUACCGAGAUUUGAAAGAAAAUUUUUGGUGGCCGGGAAUGAAACGCGACAUUGUUAAAUAUGUAUCCAAAUGCUUGACAUGUUCCCAAGUUAAGGCGGAACAUCAAAAACCAUACGGGAAACUGCAACCCUUAGAGAUUCCGGUAUGGAAAUGGGAAAAUGUAGCCAUGGACCUUGUAACUAAACUGCCGAAGACAAAGAAAGGGCAUGACGCAAUAUGGGUCAUUGUCGACCGUCUUACUAAAAGCGCCCAUUUUCUACCCAUUCGGGAGACUUUUUCCUCGGAAAGCUACCAAAGUAGCAUACAAAUGGCGCCAUAUGAGAUGUUGUAUGGGAGAAGGUGUAGAACCCCUGUUUGUUGGGGAGAAGUAGGACAAAGAGAACUCGCACCGAAUGAUGUGGUGGCGAUAACUAAUGAAAAGAUCGACAUCGUACGGGCUCGAUUAAAAGCGGCACAAGACCGACAAAAGUCCUAUGCGGAUGAAAGAAGACGCCCUAUUGAGUUUCAAGUAGGGGACCGAGUGUUCCUGAAGGUGUCCCCGUGGAAAGGCAUAAUCCGAUUUCGUAAGCAAGGAAAGUUGGGUCCCCGAUAUAUCGGACCAUUCGAGAUUUUAGCUCGAGUUGGAAAGGUGGCCUACUGGUUAAGGUUACCUUCCUCCUUAGAGGGAAUUCACAAUACCUUCCAUGUGUCACAAUUACGAAAGUGUCUUGCGGAUGAAACGGCUCAUGUACCGCUUGAAGACAUUGAAAUAGACGAAAAGAUGAAUUACAUAGAAAGACCGAUAGCUAUAAAAGAUUCCAAGGUAAAGACUCUCCGCAACAAAGAAAUUAAGCAAGUUCUAGUUCAAUGGCAACACAGGAAGGGGUCGGAUCUCACUUGGGAACCGGAGGAAGAAAUGAAAAAGUUCUACCCGUCUCGAUUUGGUACGUAA